AUGCAUAAGUACAGCUACGAUUGGGAUAACAGUAUUGAUGUUGCAACUGCUUAUCCUGAUAAGAAGUCCAUCUUGAUGUAUGUGACAUCACUUUUCCAAGUCCUGCCCCAGCAAGUUACACUUGAAGCCAUUCAGGAAGUGGAAACAUUGCCACGUCAAUCAAAGCACACUAGAGAAGAGCGUGUCCAGUUACCUCUACAGCGCUUUUCUCAACAAAUCAAAGUCAGUGUAGCACAGGGCCAUGUGCGCACACCUUCACCUCCACCUAAACCUCGCUUCAAAAGCUAUGCGUAUACACAAGCUGCUUAUGUCAUGUCCCCUGAUCAAAAAGGGAGGAUGUUCCCUCCACAGCAGCUCUUGGAAGCUCAUGAAGAAAAGUUAUAUGGCACGUCACCCAUGGACAUAGAAGUUGAUCUGGAAAGCUACCAAACUGCAUUAGAAGGAGUACUUUCAUGGCUUCUGACUACUGAAGAUUCAUUGCAAGCACAAGGAGAUAUAUCCACUGAUGUAGAGGAAGUUAAAGAGCAGUUUCACAUCCAUGAGGGUUUUAUGAUGGAAUUAACAGCCCACCAGGGACGUGUUGGUAAUGUUUUGCAAGUUGGCAGCCAACUUCUAUCAUUUGGGAAGCUUUCAGAAGAUGAAGAAAAUGAAAUACAGGAACAAAUGAAUCUUCUUAAUUCACGUUGGGAAAAUCUCAGGGUCACAAGUAUGGAGAAGCAGAGCAAUUUACAUCGAGUGCUAAUGGAGUUACAAAACCAUCAACUAAGCCAACUCACUCACUGGUUAGUUAAAACAGAAGAAAGGACAGAAAAGAUAGAUUCUGAGCCCUUGGGGCCUGAUUUGGAAAACUUAAAGAGGCAGGUUGAAGAACAUAAGACUCUUCAGGAAGACUUAGAACAGGAACAAGUCAAGGUUAAUUCUCUCACUCAUAUGGUUGUUGUAGUGGAUGAAGCUAGUGGAGACAAAGCUACAGCUGCCUUAGAACAACAACUUCAGCACUUAGGGGACCGAUGGGCAGCCAUUUGUAGAUGGACAGAGGAACGUUGGUUUCUUCUACAAGACAUACUUCGAAAAUGGCAACAAUUCACUGAAGAGCAGGGUCUCUUUGAUGCAUGGCUGGUUGAGAAGGAGGAUGCUGUGAACAAUAUUCAUACCACCGAUUUCAAAGAUCAGAAUGAAAUGCUGGAAAAUCUACAAAAGUUGGCUGUCUUGAAAGGUGAGCUAGAGAUCAAGAGAAAGGUGAUGGAUAAAUUGAACAUACUCAUCCAGGAUCUCCUUUCAUCUGUAAAAAAUAAAGCAUUGUCUCAGAAGCUGGAAGGUUGGCUGGAAAAUGUCGUCCAGCGCUGGGAGAACCUGGCACAGAAGCUGGAGAGCAGUUCUAAGCAGAUUUCACAGGCUGUUGCUACCUCUCAGACAUCACUAACACAGACAACAGUAAUGGAAACUGUAACUAUGGUGACCACCAGAGAGCAAAUCCUGGUUAAGCAUGCUAAAGAGGAGCUUCCACCACCUCCACCUCACAAGAAGAGACAAAUUGUUGUGGAUUCAGAAAUUAGAAAAAGAUUUGAUGUUGAUACAACAGAACUUCACAGUUGGAUGACCCGUUCAGAAGCUGUGCUCCAAAGUCCUGAGUUUGCAAUAUACAGAAAAGAAGGGAACCUGUCUGACCUUAGAGAAAGAGUUAAUGCCAUAGAACGAGAAAAGCCUGAGAAGCACAGAAAGCUCCAAGAUGCCAGUAGAUCUGCAGAAGCCCUGGUGGAACAGAUGGUGAAUGAGGGGCUUAAUGCUGACAACAUCAAACAAGCCUCAGAGCAGUUGAACAAUCGCUGGAUUGAGUUCUGUCAGUUGCUGAGCGAGAGACUGGCAUGGCUGGAGUACCAAAAUAACAUCAUUGCCUUCUACUCCCAGCUACAGCAAUUGGAGCAGACAGUAAUUACUGAUGAAAACUGGCUGAAAGUACAACCUGCACCAGCAGCAGAUCCUGCUGCAGUGAAAACUCAGCUACAGAAGUGCCAGGAUGAAGUUAUCCGCUUGUCAACCCUUCAGCCUCAGAUUGAAAAACUAAAGGUUCAGAGCAAAACACUGAAAGAGAAACAGCAAGGUCCAAUGUUUCUUGAAGCAGAUCUUGUUGCUUUUACUAACCACUUCAAUCAAGUUUAUGCUGAUGUACAAGCUAGAGAAAAGGUUCUGCAAAGAACUUUUGAUAGUUUACCACCAGUGCAGUAUAAGGAAACCAUGAACACUGUCCUCUUGUGGAUACAACAGUCAGAAGCCAAACUCUCCAUACCUCAGGUUACUGUUACAGACUAUGAAAUCAUGGAGCAAAGGCUCAGGGAACUAAAGGCUUUACAAAGUUCCUUGCAACAGCAACAAGAUGGACUCAACUAUUUAAGCACAACUAUGGAAGAGAUGUAUAGGAAAGCUCCUUUAGAAGUUAGUAAAAAAUAUAGAUCAGAAAUUGAAGGAAUUGUUGGCCGUUGGAAGAACUUAUCAGCUCAACUGGUGGAGAAUUGCCAAAAACUUGAGGAGCAAAUGACUAAAUUGCAACAAUUUCAGAAUGACACUAAAACCCUGAAGAAAUGGAUGUCUGAAGUGGAUGUUUUUCUAAGAGAAGAGUGGCCUGCCCUUGGUGAUUCAGAAGCACUUGAAAAACAGCUGGAGCAGUGUGCAGCUCUCGUAAAUGAUAUCCAGACAAUCCAGCCCAGUUUGAACAGCGUUAAUGAGAUUGGGAAGAAGAUGAAGAAUGAAGCUGAGCCAGAGUUUGCUUCCAAAAUGCAGAUGGAGCUAAAAGCACUUAAUACUCAAUGGGAUCACAUUUGCCAACAGGCAUAUGCUAAGAAGGCAGCACUGAAAACUGGUUUGGAUAAGACAGUGAGUCUCAGAAAGGAUUUGUCAGAAAUGCAUGAAUGGAUUACACAAGCAGAAGAAGAGUACCUUGAGAGAGAUUUCGAGUAUAAGACUCCAGAUGAAUUACAGAAAGCUGUUGAGGAACUGAAGAGAGCAAAAGAAGAAGCUGUACAGAAAGAGGUGAAAGUGAAGCUUCUCACAGACUCUGUGAACAAUUUUAUAGCAAGGGCUCCACCUGCAGCUCAUGAGGCCUUAAAAAAGGAACUUGAUGUUCUGACUAGCAACUACCAGAGACUUUGCAGCAGGUUGGAUGGGAAGUGUAAAACACUGGAGGAGGUAUGGGCAUGUUGGCGUGAAUUACUAUUGUACUUGGAUGUUGAAAGCAAGUGGUUAAAUGAGAUGGAAUCAAAACUCAGGGCAACUGAAAAUAUUCAAGAAGGCACAGAAGAGAUCUCAGAGGCACUAGAUUCUCUGGAAAUAUUAAUGCAACACCCAGAAGAUAACCGCAAUCAAAUUCGUGAGCUGGCGCAGACUUUAACGGAUGGUGGUGUUUUGGAUGAACUGAUCAAUGAGAAGCUGGAGAAAUUCAAUACUCGGUGGGAAGAGCUGCAACAGGAGGCUGUGAGAAGACAAAAGAUUCUUGAACAAAGUAUCCACUCUGCCCAGGAGAUUGACAAAACCCUUCAGUUAAUCCAAGAGUCCCUGACUUUCAUCGAUCGACAGUUAUCAGGUUACAUUGCAGAUAGAAUUGAUGCAGCACAAGUACCUCAAGAAGCACAGAAAAUUCAGUCAGAGUUGACAAGUCAUGAGAUUAGCUUGGAUGAAAUGAAAAAACGGAACCGGGGUAAAGAUGCUGCCAAAAAAAUAUUCUCCCAAAUUGAUACUGCUCAGAAAAAACUACAAGAUGUCUCCAUAAAGUUUCGCUUGUUCCAGAAGCCAGCCAAUUUUGAGCAGCGCUUACAGGAAUGUAAAAGAAUUUUAGAUGAUGUAAAAUUGCAAGUGCCAAAGUUGGAACUGAGAAGUGUUGAGCAGGAAGCAGUGCAGUCACAGCUGGAUCAUUGUAUGAAAUUGUAUAAGACUCUUAGUGAAGUGAAAUCUGAAGUGGAAACAGUGAUAAAAACUGGCCGUCAGAUUGUUCAGAAGCAGCAAACUGAGAACCCAAAGGAACUAGAUGAAAGACUUACAGCUUUGAAAUUGCAGUACAAUGAUCUGGGUGCCAAGGUGACAGAAAAAAAGCAAGAACUAGAGAAAUGUUUGAAAUUAUCUCGGAAGCUGAGGAAGGAAAUGAAUACUCUGACAGAAUGGCUGGCAGUGACAGAUUCGGAACUGACAAAGAGAUCAGCAGUAGAAGGCAUGCCUAUCAAUUUAGAUGCUGAAGUUGCCUGGAGCAAGGCAACACAGAAGGAGAUAGAGAAACGUCAGCUUCAACUGAAGAACAUUACUGAUUUAGGAGAGGGACUGAAGACUGUGCUUAAAGGGAAGGAGAGCUUAGUGAAUGAUAAACUCAGUCUUCUGAGCAGCAACUGGAUAGCAGUUACUUCGCGAGCUGAGGAAUGGUUUAACUUGUUGCUGGCAUAUCAGAAACACAUGGAGACUUUUGAUCAGAAUGUUGCUAACAUUACUACCUGGAUGUAUCGGGCAGAAAUACUCUUGGAUGAAUCUGAAACCCAGUUACCUCAGCAAAAGGAAGAAAUUAUUAAGCGCUUAAAGACUGAGCUGAAUGAUAUGCGUCCAAAGGUGGACUCUGUGCGUGACCAGGCAGUAGACUUGAUGACAAACCGUGGAGAUCACUGCAGGAAAGUAAUAGAGCCUAAACUGACAGAGCUCAACCAACGAUUUGCAGCCAUUUCACAAAGAAUUAAAAGUGAAAAGCCCUUCAUUCCUUUGAAGGAACUGGAGCAGUUUGACUUCGAUAUAGAAAAAUUGCUUGAACCACUGGAGGUUGAAAUUCAACAGGGGGUUAACCUGAAAGAGGAAGACUUCAAUAAAGAUAUGAGUGAAGAUAAUGAGGGUCCUGUAAAAGAACUGCUUCGACGAGGAGAUGCCCUUCACCAAACAAUCACAGAUGAAAGAAAAAGAGAAGAAAUAAAAACUAAACAACAACUUCUGCAGACUAAACACAAUGCUCUCAAGGAUCUGAGAUCUCAAAGAAGAAAAAAGGCUUUGGAAAUUUCUCAUCAGUGGUAUCAGUAUAAGAGACAGGCUGAUGAUCUGCUGAAGUGGCUGGAUGAUAUUGAGAAAAAAUUAGCAAACCUUCCAGAUCCUCAAGAUGAACAGAAGCUCAAGGAAAUUGAUCGAGAAUUGGAGAAGAAGAAAGAAGAGCUGAAUGCGGUACAGAGGCAAGCUGAUCGCUUGUCUAAGGAUGGGGCUGCAAAAGCAGUGGAACCAACCCUGAUACAGCUCAGCAAGCGCUGGCGAGAUAUUGAGAGCAAAUUUGCUCAGUUUCGAAGACUCAACUAUGCACAAAUUCAAACUGUUUAUGAGGAGACAACUGUUUUGAUGACGGAAGGUAUGACUAUGGAAACCUCUUACGUGCCUUCUGCAUAUCUGGCAGAGAUCCUUCGGCUUCUACAAGCUUUAUCUAACAUGGAAGACAUCCUUAAUUCUCCUAGUCUGCAGGGGAGGGACUGUGAGGAUCUUGGCAGACAAGAAGAGUGCCUCAAGAAAAUCAAAGAUAGUCUUGGGAGACACUCAGGUCAGAUUGAAGUUGUUCGCUGUAAGAAGACAGCAGUUAUGAAAAGUGCCACCCCUGCAGAAGCUGCACGGAUACAGGAAAAGCUGACUCAGCUUUCAUAUCAGUGGGAAAAAGUUAACCAGAUGUAUCGGGAACUACAAGCGCGGUUUGACAGAUCAGUGGAGAAGUGGAGGAAUUUCCAUCGUGGCAUGAAGAACUUUAACCUCUGGCUAACUGAGGCAGAACAGAAUUUAGCUAAAAUACGAUUAGAAUCUGAAGACAUUUCCAGAACCAAGGAAAACCUCAAGGUGACAGGUUUGGUAGAUCAUGGAGAUGCUGUGGAUAUUGUAUAUUUGGAUUUUAGUAACUCAUUUGACAGUGUUCCCCAUGAUGUUUUAAUUGGCAAUUUAAGGGCUGUGGAUUAG
Molecule: messenger RNA, 5946 nt
Organism: Gekko japonicus
Lineage: Eukaryota; Metazoa; Chordata; Lepidosauria; Squamata; Gekkonidae
Product: dystrophin-like
Exons: 39
Coding region: 1-5946 (1981 amino acids)
Biological process (GO): synaptic signaling
Cellular component (GO): plasma membrane
Molecular function (GO): protein binding
Source: RefSeq, a predicted model, not a curated record